Phlebotomus argentipes is the source of this 6767-nucleotide messenger RNA. It is a transcript of the gene stol, whose product is annotated as voltage-dependent calcium channel subunit alpha-2/delta-3. The record is from RefSeq and is a predicted model, not a curated record. The transcript has 19 exons. Bases 764 to 4546 code for a protein of 1260 amino acids. Lineage: Eukaryota; Metazoa; Arthropoda; Insecta; Diptera; Psychodidae. Gene Ontology annotation, molecular function: voltage-gated calcium channel activity. Gene Ontology annotation, cellular component: voltage-gated calcium channel complex.
UUGCAAGAAGGGAUAUUUUCUGCCGGUUUUCCCUGGAAAAAUCAGCAAAAAAGUGAACAAAAAGCGUUUCAGGUGUUCGUGAGAACGUGAAUCUUCUGAACAGUGUGCAGAAAUUGUGAAUUUUCACACGUUUUCUCUGGUUUGGGGGUGAUUUUCUGGAUUUUUCACAUUGCCACUCCGCUCAGGACUCCUGCGGAAAUCGAUGCCAAUGCAUUAUUGGCCUUGAAGUGGGUGAAUUGGCGAGGGAAAAAGGCGCCCCACGGUGGUUGUGACCAGGCAAGAGCGAGAGAAGGGCGCCAGGUGGGAUUAGUGAGCGACAUACAGCUUCGCGAGGGUGGCCGUGGAACUAUGGCGCUACUUUUAUCAGCCUAAUUACACCUCUCUCUUUCACCCACCAAAGCCCGUCAGGAGAGUGCGCCCCCGCUGCGAGGGCGGCUGUAGUGACUUGUGAGUGAAUCACAUAGGAAUUUCUGCCCGGAAAGAGAAUGAAAAGUGCUUGAGGAAAUUCCCUGGAAAGUUGCGAAGAGUGAUUGUGAGAAUUUUCUCCCAGAAAAGAAUUCAAGAAUAUAACUUCGUGGGGUGGAGAAACCACCCAGAAUAUUUUCCCAUAAUUGUGAAAAAGAGUGUCUCCCAAGAGAGGCGUGCAAAUGACGAAGGAGUGUUCAAUAGGCACCAGUGCGAGAGAGUGAAAAAUGUUGUGUAAAUUUCCCAAUUAGUCUGUGACGUGUUUUAUGUGCAAGAACGCAAAAGGACAUCCCCCAAAAUGGAUACAGCCAUCUAUAGAGUCGCUCUGCUGGCGCUCCUCGCGGUCACGCUGCUACCUCAAGUUGCACCGGAUCAAGAUGAAGACAUUCCCCACAAUGAAGUACGGAAUUGGGCACUAAAGUUCGGCGUGGACCUGUGGGAGUUUGGCAGGCAAUUUACCAAGAUGAACGACAUCAAAAUGAGAUAUAAAGACUCUGACGUUGACGUAGUGAGAAAGGAUGGAAUUUUACUACUACGGGAAAUGGCAGCUGAAGUUAAGAAUUUCAUGGAUUUCAAAAUGAAUGCAGUCAUGAGAAUAAUGGACUCGGCAGAACAGGCUGCCCUGUCCUCGGAGACCGACCAGGAGCCGCAGGCUCAAACCCAGAUCCACAAUGCAGCGAAUGGCUUCUACGACUCGCGUCACUUGAACGAGUACGCGUCCAAUGGGCGGCUCGUGGAGGGAGCCAAGGAGAUGCUUUUGCGGCCAAUGCGGCGCUUCGAGAGACUUCCCGUCAACUUGACUCUCAGCUCCAUUCUCGUGCCGCCGGGCAUUGAUGUUAAUGAUGCUGACGUGCAAGCUUCCAUUGCCUGGUCCUCGCAUCUGGAUCCACUCUUCGCUAAUAAUAUGGAAAGGGAUCCUGCGCUCUCGUGGCAGUAUUUUGGAUCGAGCAAAGGCUUCCUCAGGCGCUUUCCCGGCACCGCUUGGCCGCCUGAUGGACAAAAGAUGGACAAGGACAUCAAUGACUUCCGCACGGAAAACUGGUUCGUGCAAGCUGCAUCAUCGCCCAAGGAUAUUUUUAUCCUUGUGGAUGGCUCAAAGUCAAUGUGCAGCUCCAGCAAUCACCACUUGGCUUCGGCCACGGUUGGAGCAAUUCUGGACACUCUUGGUGACGAUGACUAUGUGAAUGUGGUGACAUUCACGGACUCAGCCAAGGCUCUUGUGCACUGCUUCAGCGACAAAAUGGUGAGAGCCACGCCGGACAAUAUCAAAGAGCUGAAAGUUGCGGUCGACAGUAUGGAAUGCGAAGGUUCGGGCAAUUUCACGGCGGGUCUUGAAAUGGCCUUUCAAGUUCUACAUCACUACAACCAAUCUGGACAAGGAAGUCAAUGCAAUCAGGCCAUUAUGUUGGUGACCACAGGCACUUCGGAGACACACGACGAUAUUAUUCGGCACUAUAAUUGGCCCCACAUGCCCGUGAGACUGUUCACCUACCUCGUCGGCAGCGGCGACUCCAGCUCCAGGGAAGCGCUGCACACAAUGGCGUGCGGCAACAAGGGCUACUACGUGCAGAUCAGCAGCGAGGAGGAGGCCAGGCGGCUGGUGCUGGAGUACGCGCUCGUCAUGGCGCGCCCGAUGGUGCUCUACCAGGCCGACCAUCCAGUGCACUGGAGUCCCGUGUUCAUUGGCGGUCGCAGCGCCGUCCUGGGCAGAGAUAGCGAGAACCGCCGACGUCUGGUGACAGCCGUGACGACGCCCGUCUUCGACAGACGGAAUCACUCACAGCGCGUGGCCAAUCUGCUCGGCGUUGUGGGCACUGAUGUGCCCAUCGAGGAGAUCCAGAAGAUGAUUCCCCAGCACAAGCUUGGCGUCAAUGGCUAUUCAUUCAUUGUGGACAACAAUGGUCGAAUUCUCUAUCAUCCCGAUUUGAGACCACUGAGUGACGGCUCGCAGUACAAUAGAAGAUUAAAACCAAAGUACACUUCCGUCGAUUUAACUGAAGUGGAACUACCUGAGAUCGAUACAUCCGGCAAUGGCGAACGAGAGAGUGAGAACACAAACUUGUUGCUCGAUAUGCGCCAGGAGCUUGUGUCCCAGAAAGAGGGUGAAUCGGAAUUUGAAGUGCUGCAGCAUUUGGACAUCAUGAAGCGAAUUUCACUUCGUUCACUGAGGUACUUCUAUGGUCCUAUUGACGGUACACCCUUUUCGCUGGCGCUCGCAUUGCCGGAAAAGUAUGGGAUGCACGAAUUGAAUGCCCAACAAGAGAUUCGCCACUCUCACAUUAAUGUGACUGAGUAUUUCAAAGGUAACAGCUGGAAGGUCCAUCCAGACUGGGUUUACUGUGAGUAUAACAAUAUCAAUGAUUUGGAGCGCGAGCGAGAGAAUUCCGGGGAUUCGUUCUCACACGAGGAGACCUUUGAGACACCCGAAGAUCAAGUGUUGCACUUUCUGGCCAGAGCUGGGCGCCCAGGAUGGAAGUGGAUGUCGGUGAGACCACGAUCUCCACAGCCCCACCACGGGCACGGGGGCAUUCCAGUUGGCCACUACUCGCAGCACUUCAAUUCCGGUCAGGGCUCGCGCAAGGCUGAGCCCUAUUUCUGCGACCGGACCCUGAUUCAGAGUCUCGUGCGUGAUGCAAUUGUCACUGAUGGAUUGGACAGGGGACCCACUCAUCCCACGCGCAAGGAGGACAAACACCCAAUCGCCACGUUGAUGGCUUUGCUGCACAGACAAGGAUACCAAAUGUUCGGCGUAACGGUGUCGUUUGUGGCGACGCGGUCAGGACUCUUGCGCUGGGUCGAUCACAUUCCCCAUCCUCCAGACUCGCCGGAACCGCAUUUCAGCGAAUCCAACACCCGAGCGAUGGACAUGACAUGGUACAAGAGAGCUGUGGAUCAGCACGCCAUUGAGCCAGACAGUUUCGUUUUCAGUGUGCCCUUUGACUCGGGCUACACGGGCAAAAGCAACGCCACUCUCGUUACGGCCGCACACGCCAUCUUCAUUGACCACAGAGGCCACAAAGCGCCGGCCGCGGUUGUGGGGCUUCAAUUCCAGCACGAUUCUCUCGCCAGACACUUCAUCAACAUCACAUCGGCGUGCACCGCAAGUGGUUGCAGGAAGACCUGCGCCUCGGAUGAGCUCGAUUGCUAUCUGCUGGACAACCAUGGCUUUGUGCUACUCUCCGAGGACUCCGAGCACACUGGGCGGUUCUUCGGGCAAAUUGACGGUACCAUAAUGGACUCCCUCGUGCAGGAUCGCAUCUAUAGAAGAGUGCCGCUGAUGGACUAUCAAGGAGCGUGCUCGGACAGCGACAGCUCCUUUGCCGCUGCCGGGCAGAAAGUGAAGCCCCCAAAGCCUUUGUCCUGGCUCCUCGAUUAUGGCAUGUCUUUGGCCGUGUCGUGGCUCUCGUUGAUGCCAGCGCCGAUCUCCGCUUGGUCCAGAGCGCGCUACGGACCUGAGUACACGGACCAGGAUGAGGACGAUAUCGACGACAUAAACUACUCUGACGACUACGACACAAACUUUGACUAUCCGCCCAUUAGCAAUGACUACGUAACAGCACCGGAAAUUCAGAUCUUCGAGAGACCAACUCAGCCACCACCAAGGCCUGUAACUCCACCACCUGGACCGCGGGUCAUUCCCGACCCAAAUCAUGCCAGACCAUGUGACCUGAAAACGGAUCUGUACAUCCUGCAGCCGGACAGGCUGAAUUCGAGCGGGCAGAGCAAUCCACUGAAGGGGAAGCUGACGAACUGCCACUCAUCGGGCUGUGAGAGGCCGUUCAGUGUGCAGAAGAUCCCGCACAGCAACCUCAUUCUGCUGGUCGUGGACACGCUGUGUCCGUGCGGCUCAAAACAGCUGGACAUCGAGCCGCAGGAAGUCACUGGAGGACGUGGCGCUUGUGGGACGAGGCGCCAGGCAAAGGAGAAUCUGCCGCGAAAGCGACCGCAGAAGUGUAUAAAUUACCAUCCGGAAGAGACGGAGAUUCAACAGUGCGGUCGCGCCACGAGGCAAGCCAUUAAUGCGUCCCUCCUGUCCACCAUCUUCACGUUCACCCUGCUGUGGACCGUGACACACGUGUGAUUCCACGAACUCGCGACAACUCCACGGACAUACACUUAAUGGGUGAUUGAGGACUACUUACUGAGCAUCUCGCGGGAGGCACAGGCACAAAAAUCACGAACGGGUUCUAUUUAAUUUUACUACCGAAUACAUCGAUGGUAAGAGUUUAAUUAAUCUUAACGUAAUUGAUAAAAAGUUGGAGAUAAAAGGCAUAAAAGCAAAAACUGAAGGAGAAAGAAUACCAGUCACACACUAAGAUAUAAUCGUUAAGGAAGAAUUAUAAGUGAAAGUAAGUUAUUUAAAGUACAGAUAAAUUUAAAAGAAGAAGAAAAAAAAUGUGGUACCUUUAUUGUAUGACUGACUGUCUACUAUUUACAUUAAUUAAAUGAUGACAUAAAUUGAUGAACAAUAAAAUCGUGUGAAUGACUUAAAUUAAUUAUACAUUUUCAAUUAUAUUGACGCAUGAAAGUGGCGUGCAACAAAAAGAGAAACACGAAGAUCAAUUGUGCAGAAAAAUGUGUGGUCAAGCACAAGAUGCUUUUUUUGUAAACUUGCGAAAACAGAGUUAAUUAAUUUGUGAGACAAUAAAGAAUGCAAAGGCAAAGGAAACAAUUAAAGAAAAAAAAUUAAACACUUUUAUUAAGGAGGUGGAAAAGAAAUUGAAGAGACUUUCUUCAGUGGAAAAAAUUAGUAGAAAUUAAAUUUCUAAAUAAUUCUCUAAGUUAAAAUGGUGGGUUUGGGAAUUGUAAGUUUAUUAAUAUAUUAACUAAAAAAAAUUUACAUUUUAUUGGUAUGUUUGCACUGUAUAAAAUGUACCCCAAAAAUAUAAGUAUGAAAAAUGAGAUAAGAAAUCGCAACAUUUCUAUAGAACAUGUUUAAUAUGAUAAAAUGUAAUGAAAAUUUAGUGAGAAAUUGAGUUUAGUCCAAUUCGUCGCAGCGAUAAGUAUUUGUAUACAUCUGAUUUUCCCAAGAAAAGUCGAAGAAAAUGAAAUUCUACUUGAAAAACCUAAGGAGAAUGAUAGUAAGAGAAAUAUGUUUAAAAAAUACAGGGCUUAAUAUUGGAGUAAAUAAGGUAAGAGGCAAAUUGAAAAAAAUGAAGCAAAAAUCUCUUAUAUUUAGUGACGCACACAAAAUUAUAUCGAUUGGACAGUAAAAUGAGAAAAUAAACAAUUUAGCAUGGCGAUAAAAAUCCACACAAGAGAUACGAUCCUGUAUGGCAAUUUUGAGACAUUAAAAUGAAAUCUUUGAGGACACGAACAAAUUGUUACUGUAAAUAAAUCUUUGAAGAUGACAAGAGAGCAGAAUAAUGUUAAGAGGAUAAGGAAAUAUAGUGAAAAUUGAGCAAAAUGAUGUAGUCAAUGCGCAAAGGCAGCAAUUUGAUGACUGAAAAUGCAACUGAAAAGAUGUGUUUUUAGUAUGAGAAAUUGCGUGCUUUCGUUUUGCUAAAUCAACACACUGUACAGAGUCUUCCAUUAAAGUAAAGGGAGGUGAAAGGAUAUUAGAAAGGAUAAAAAAUGAGAGAUAUUAUUGAUUUAAACUUACUUAUAUAUUUGAGAGAGAAAAAAUUAGAGAUCAUUAAUUCUUAUUGAGAAAAUUUCUAAACAAAAAGAGAAGAAGGAACUUGAAGUAAAGGCGCGUCAGUUAAAUAGAGCGAAAGAGGAGCAGAAAGGCAAACAAUUUACAUUAUACAGAUUAUACUAUUGCUAUUAUACAAUAUUACCAAUUAUACAUAUUUACAAUACAUAUUAAAAAGAAUGGAAAACUCACAUAACAGAUCACUAUAUACAAUUGAAGGAAAAAAACAGAUUUAAUUCCACUAUAUGUACUUUUAUUACCUUAAAUUGCAAAAGAAGAAAACCAGAAUAUCAAAGAAAUGUAUUUGCACUCUGUAAUUUUUCAAUUCAUUAGUUUUUUCAAAGAAUAUUUUUAUUACAAAAGAGUAUAAAUAAAACACUUCAGAAAGCACCUGGUUUAAAGAAUGUAUUUAUAAGAACGGAAAAAUAGUCACUAACACUUUGAAUCUUGCACAAAAGAACACAUUUUGAUUAAGGAUCAUUUCUGAUAAAGCGAUAGGUUGGAUGAGGUUAUAUAUAACAAUUUUCAAUCCAGAACAGCGAGAAAACAGAGAAUGACAAAAUUCUCUAAAAAUUACACUUCCCAGACACACAACUUAGAUAGAAAUUCAAUAUUGAAGGAAAGUAAUCAGUAUUCUAAUGCGUAAUUAUAUUGAACGAAGAGGAAA